Messenger RNA from Styela clava, 1663 nucleotides. RefSeq lists its product as uncharacterized. The record is from RefSeq and is a predicted model, not a curated record. NCBI's taxonomy places the organism in Eukaryota, Metazoa, Chordata, Ascidiacea, Stolidobranchia, Styelidae.
AGGUUGCCUCAGAGAACUGUAAUCGAUCACAAUUUUGGGCGUUUCAAGAUUCUUGUUGCGUGCAUUUGAUAUACUAGUUGCAGUGUAGUUCAUGGUGAGGCAUCGUAUAAUUGUGAUUAGGAAGUGAACUCCUUGGCUCAAAGCGCCAUAUUCUAAACUAAGAUAUUUUAAUAUGAUGAGGCCGGGUUAUCGAUUGUUUGCGUUUGUGAGCUCUCAUUGGAAUCCGCUUUCUAGCGAAAAGGAAAUUAUCCAAGUCUGACAUCAAUUGACUUCAACUAUUGUUUACGUUUGAGCUUCCAACGCCUUUGUCAUCGCGACAUAUAAUUGUGUGAUUUAGAAUAUAAUGGUGAGUUGGGACGAGGUAGAGGCGAGUCUGUCUGUUAAGUUCACAUGGCACACGCCGUCUGGCAAGUAAUAUUUUAUCUGUUUUGUCUGAAGUAAAUUUCAAGUACAUAUUACAGUUACAGAAAUUUUUAAUUUGAGGUUAAGUAGACGUAAUCCGUUCCCCAUAGUGCAGUGCGUUUUAGGUAAAGCAUAUUUCGUUAUCGCACUUGAACGUAGAAAAUGUAACAUUUUAUGACUCCAAAUUUAAUCGGUGAUCACGUGAGAAUAUGAUAUAUUUGAGGUUGCAGCUGAAAAUGUUGUUAAAAGUUUUUAUUUGGUCCUGAAUUUAAAAUCUGCGGAUUUUAAUUUUAGUUUAGGAUUAUAAUAUAUAUUAUAGAUAUGAAUGAACAUACAUGCGAAAUAUGCUCAAAGAAAUUCACAGUGAGAGGCCGAUUGCUGAGGCACCAGCAGUCUGUACACAAUAAACUAAGACACAAAUGUCGUGAAUGUGGGAAACUAUUUACAAGGUCUGACGCUCUGAAGAGGCAUUGUAUAAGAUUUCACAGAUGUCCAAAAAGAUGGUCUUUUCCCCAAUCUUUCGAGGACAAAAUCACAAAUUUAACAGCUUCCAGCGAGAACGCCUCGAUAGCCAUAGAGACUAAAGUUGACGAAAGAAUCUCUCCGCCCGCGUUGAUAACUAUUGACUCGCAAAUAAAUAAUUUUCCGGGAAGAGUAAAACGAGAAACAAUAGAUAAACCUCUUGAGCAAACUAUUACAGCCACGUGGGCUUCGAAACUUCAUGACAUAAGCUCAGAAUCCAACAAGAAGAAACACUCAGAAAGUCAAAUUCCCGAAAAACACUUUCCUCCGGAAUCAGUGACAGAAACUCUUGAAUCAGGUUCACGAAAAAUAACUCAAGUAAUCUACCGUGUUCCUCCAUACACUCUAGCAAUCUUAAAAGUUUUGGAAAUUUACGGAAGUACUGAUGAAUUCAAAAGCACCAUACCGCACCUCAAGAAAUAUUUUGUAAGGGACAACUGGACGUCCAUCAAUUUCAGCGACAUCAAAAAAGAAGACGACUCCACCAAACGGACAUUAUUACGCGACAUCAAACACUUUCUAAUACAUCUCAUUAAGAACAAAUACGAUUAUUUGGAGAAAAUAGUUCCCGCAGUAUUUUGGUUCGAAGAGUUUUUGAAACUCCGAGACGAGUUGUAUUAAAUGUUUCCAUCAUUAAACUACUUGGAUUGAGUUGAAUUGAUUGUUGUUGAAUUUGUUCUUUUUCGUUUGUGUGUUUCGUGUUUCUAAUAAACUAAAAAUAUGAAAAUUCUAGUUCAAA